AUGAGGUCAAGUGUUCCAAGUGCGGCAAAACCACAUGGGGUGGUUGUGGGUUUCAUGUCUCCGCCGUUUACAAGGGAAUUCCCCAUGGCGAUCUCUGUAUGUGCAAAGGGUGGCCCGGUGUUAAGUCAGCAGCUGAAGGUUCUACUGUUGUCGAAGAAGAAUCUACUUCUUCAUCGUGUUGUAUUCUCUGAAGCGCUCCUACUACAUCUCACACCGGAAGCUCGAUUGAAGCUAAUCCUUGAAGAGACUCCCAAAGCUUAUCAGAACCCUACUACUGCUCUUUUAUCCACUACCGCCGGAACCCAAUCGUCGGGAUCGACUACUACCGCCGUUAAUCACCAACCAACGCAACCGUCUUCUGCUGAUAACAGGUCCGGCCACACUAAUUAUAGGGAAUGGGGUGGUCGUGGAAGCUACAUAGGCAGAGGUCGAGGUAGUGGAGACCGAUCUGGUUAUUCCAGAUCGCAACCACAAAACCACACACAAUAUCAACGUCCUCCUUCUUGGGCAUAA
This is a messenger RNA of Lactuca virosa, 513 nucleotides long. NCBI's taxonomy places the organism in Eukaryota, Viridiplantae, Streptophyta, Magnoliopsida, Asterales, Asteraceae. The record is from the annotation of a GenBank genome assembly.